Molecule: messenger RNA, 882 nt
Organism: Cooperia oncophora
Lineage: Eukaryota; Metazoa; Nematoda; Chromadorea; Rhabditida; Trichostrongylidae
Source: the annotation of a GenBank genome assembly
AUGUUCCCAAACCAAUUGCCUGGAUGUCUUCAGUGGGCAUUUUGGAGAGCUUAUUUGCCUGCCGCACGACGGAAAGGAGUCUGCAUUCACUUAGCCGGGACAGGAGAUCAUUCCUAUGUUAGGCGUGAAUUGGGUUUCGUAAACGGCCUCCUCGAGGAAGGCAUAGGUUCGAUUCUUCUACAAAAUCCGUUCUAUGCUGAUCGUAAACCGCCAUCACAAUUUCGAUCGUCGCUUGAAAGUGUUUCUGAUCUGUUCGUGAUGGGAGCAGCUCUGAUUUCUGAGUGCACGUUUCUGAGGUCAUGGGCGCAGUCUGAAGGCUAUGGGCCGAUGGCUUUGUCUGGAGUCUCUAUGGGCGGGUUCAUGGCAUCGCUAGCUGCGACCAACACACGGACACCAGUUGCAGUUGUUCCUUGCUUGUCGUGGACGACAGCCAGGCCGGCCUUUACGGAAGGUGCUCUACGACAGGCUAUCAAAUAUGAGCACCUUCAACAGCAGCUCGAAGACAGAAAUUAUCUGGACAAAUUGAGAAGCAUUCCUGGAGUGAAUUGGGUAGAAGAAAUGUACAAACGAAAUGAUUCGAAUCGUCGUGGGCUAGCGUACAAUAUGAUGUGUAUACUAAUGGACGAGUUCACUUUGUUAUCUAAUUAUCCAGUGCCAGUGGACACAUCGGUGUGCACAGCAGUUGUUGCAGAACAUGAUGCGUACGUUCUGCGAAAUCAUGGCGCUCCAGAUUUUCGGCAAGUUUGGCCAGGAAUGCGUGUUCUUGAAAUCAAUGAUGCUGGACAUGUGACUGCCUACUUACAAGGACAUCAGGUUUUCCGAGAUACAAUAGCCCAAACCUUACAUCGUAUGGAGUCCCAGUCAGCCUCAGUCAGUAAUUGA